Messenger RNA from Ambispora leptoticha, 1062 nucleotides. Lineage: Eukaryota; Fungi; Glomeromycota; Glomeromycetes; Archaeosporales; Ambisporaceae. The record is from the annotation of a GenBank genome assembly.
AUGCCUAUUCAUUCAAAAGUUCAACUAAGAAAUAUGGCCGAGAUAGUAUUACCUUGGUUUGUUCUAGGUCCUGGAUGUGUUUUAUCAGUUGAAAUUUGCAAAGAAAAGAUGGUUAUGACAGUUGAAGUUCCUCUGGAAAAACUUAGUAAUUCUCUUACCAAAAAUGAAAUUAAACAGAUCAGAGGAGGUCUUGGCGGAACAACUUAUCCGGAAGAAGAACGUGGUGAUGCCUACGAAGGUGUUGAUCUUACUCUUGGUACUGUAUGUAAGAGAGAAUCAACUAUUGAGAGACUACUUAAAUGCCUGCUUGAGAGUCGUAUUAUUCUAGUCCGGUCACCACCAAUGGCUGGCAAAACUACACUUGCACAACUAUUUGAGCAUAGUAUGCUCCAAUCAGUUCUGCAAGUGUUAUCACUAGCGGUCCUUCUUCGUAAUCUUCCUGUUUCUUGGUGUCCAGAAGGAUUUGAAGAGCUUAUGAAUGUGAUUUGGGAUGAAUUUCUCAAACAAUGUGGUGAUUCGUUUAAACGCACACUACAAUCCUCAAGGCUUUAUAUUAUAGCAUUUGCUUCAUAUGGGCAUUAUGGUGCCUAUACUACUCGUGGAGAUCAUACAAUUAUGAAUAUUUCACCAUGCUUUCUUCAAAAAAGCAACACGCGGGAAUUUGAAAACGUUCAUUUUACCAGAGAAGAAUUUAAUAGUUACUUUAAUAACUUUUCUCUCCGUCCCGGUUUAGUUGCCUUUACCAUGAACCAAAUUCAUAUGAAAUUUGUCAAACAUACUUUUGAGUAUUUGACGUUUGCAAAAAUUUUUGUUUAUCGUAAAACUCAUGAUUUUAAUGAUCAUUUCAAGAAUAUUCGUGCAAUGCCAAAAAUUACUGAUAUGUCAAAUGAAGAAAAGAAAAUUGCCGAUACUACAAAUAUUCUUGUUGAUACUAGUUCUGUUUCAAGUAUUUCAACCCUUAACUUUCCAGCACCAUUGCUUCGAGCAACAUAUCUUCAAGAUCGGUUUGGUAAUGAUCUUGAACGUGUAGAAUUCUACCGUGCAUCAAAUGCAGUCAUGUGA